UCAGCUGACUGCAGCUCGCUACUGGAGAGAGGAUGUGUUUGUGUUGUUGGCGUUUAAAGUGAAUUAUGUUAAAGGUGUCGUUUUAAUUUACUCUCACACAACGUGAGCGGCAUGUUGGAGUUAAGGUGACCCGUCGGGAGUGAUUUCACAUCGUUUUUACAGCCAAUUAAUAAACUAGCGCGACGUACCAAGUCGCAAUGCUCGUUUGCAGACAUGCAGUGGAUAACUUUUUCUGUCUUUGCGUUACUCCUUAACGUUAACGAAACUUCAAGCGCGUCCUAUGUCAUCUCAGUUGAUGUGGGGAGACCGGUAGGAGACCUUAAGCACUUCUGGAGAAGCACUGGUUUCUGCCCCCCGCUCCCUCACACAGAUGCCCACCAGUUUGACCUGAGCAUCGACCAGCAGCUCAACCUGGCCUACGUGGGCUCCGUCCCCCAUGGAGGGAUCCAGCAGGUCAGGAUACACUGGAUGUUGGAGCUGGUCAGUGUGCAAGACGUUGGUGGACGAUCCCAGUACAACUUCACCAAACUGGACCAACUGAUAGGACUCUUGUGGAUUAAUGGACUCCGACCCGGUUUUGAACUGAUGGGCAGUGUCUCCAACUACUUCACUGACUUUGAGGACAAAUCACAAGUGGUCGAGUGGAGAAAUCUGGUUUACCUCAUAGCCAAGAGGUACAUCGACAAAUAUGGCCUGGGAAGUGUUUCUCAGUGGAACUUUGAAACAUGGAAUGAGCCCAACAACCACGACUUUGAUAAUGUCACCGUGUCAGUUCAAGGGUUUCUAAAUUACUAUGAUGCCUGUUCGGAGGGUCUGCGCGCCGCCAGCAGUCUCCUCAGGUUUGGGGGUCCAGGAGACUCCUGCCAUUCUCCCCCACACUCACCAUACUGCUGGGCCAUGCUGCAGCACUGCUACAACGGCACCAAUUACUUCACUGGAGAGACGGGGGUCAGGCUCGACUACAUCGCCCUGCACAAGAAGGGAGGAGGCUACUCCUUGCCCAUCCUCCAGCAGGAGAUGCAGACAGUUGGGGAGAUCCAGGAGCGUUUCCCCCGGUUCCGCAGCCUCCCCGUUUACAAUGAUGAGGCGGAUCCCCUGGUGGGCUGGUCCCGGCCUCAGGAGUGGAGGGCUGACGUGACCUAUGCUGCGAUGGUGGUUAAGGUAAUACACCAGCACCAGGAUCUGCUGCUGGCAGACCCGAACAGCACGAUCAACUACACCCUGCUGAGCAACGACAACGCCUUCCUCAGCUACCACCCACACCCCUUCACCCAGCGCACGCUGACCGCCCGCUUCCAGGUCAACAACACCCAGCCGCCUCACGUGCAGCUGAUCAGGAAGCCGGUCCUCUCUGUCAUGGGCCUGCUGGCUUUACUAGGAGAGACCCAGGUCCCGGCUCACGUUUUGAACUCUGCAGGAACCGUGGAUAGCACGGUGGGCGUUCUUGCCAGCAGCCACAAGCCCGUAAUGGCGGGCGGCUCAGACAGCUGGCAGGCAGCAGUGCUGGUCUACAACAGUGAGGACAACAGCACCUCCACCAAGACUGACGACGUCACCGUGUCACUGAAAGGACUGGCUGCACAAAAAGGUCUUGUGUACGUCACAUAUUACAUUGACAACAAUGUUAGCAACCCGUACCAGCUGUGGCAGAGCAUGGGCAGCCCCGACUACCCCACAGCAGAACAGUUCAGACGCCUCAGGAGUGUGCAGGACCCUCAUGUUGACGGACCCUGGGAAGUUCCUGCAGGGGACACGCUGACUCUGAAAGCCAAACUGUCUGUGCCCUCUGUCCUCCUCAUCCAUGUUUGUGCCCUGCCCAAAGCCGUGCCAGACCAGGUCAAUGGAUUACGCUUCAUCAGGAUCACCAAAGGCCAAGUCCUGAUUGUCUGGUCAGACCACUGUGUUGAUUCCAAAUGCAUUAGGACAUUUGAAGUGGAAUUCUCCACAGACGACAAGGAAUUCAGCAGAAUUAAUACUCAAGACACCAUUUUUACUUGUUGUGUUUAUUCGCCUGCGGACCAGGAGGUCGGCGGUCUGUACAGAGUUCGAGCUGUGGACUACUGGGGCAGGCCUGGCCCGUACUCGCUGCCAGAGAGGUAUUCAGAGGAGCACUAGACCAAGGUCAAAUCAUUCAGAUUAUGUUUCUUAAUUGUUUUGUACAAGGUAAAUAUAUUUUAUAGAGAUCAAUGUGCUGAUUAUAUAUGCUAAUACAUUAUGGGACAUUUCUGAUUAAGUAAGCACCAUUUAAUCUGCCUAGUCUCAUUGUAAGCAUUUGUUUAUGAUGUAUGCUCAUGCUCCAUUUGACAGUAUUACAGGCAUCACCUGUUUUGACAGAGUAUAGUAAUGGCUGUAAUUUCAAAAACUUGAUAAUUUCAUUUUGCUCUUUGUCCACUUUGAGAAUAAUAUAUAAAAGUGACUGAAUACUAGGGCGAUAUUUCUCGUUGAGGUGAAAAGCUGAGUGUAAGGUGAAGUUAGCAUAGAAGAUGCUUCUGCCACUUUUAAAACAUUUGUGUGGCAGCAUUUUGGGUACCCGGUGGAAACCAGAAAUGUUGACAAGGCACAAACAAUAUGUAAGCAACAUUUCAAAAUCCACCUGCACUGUUUUGCAUUUUGUGACUUUGACUCGGAUAAAAGACAAAAGGAAAACAGGUCAUAAAUACAGAGUUUAAAAUAAUAAUUUCCUUAAACAGCCGGGCACUGUAGUUUUUAGCAAACAUUACUCAAACAGAAGUAAAUUGCACACUUGUUGAGGACUAUUUGCAGCAGUGGAUCAAUAUCAAUAGAGUUCUAUGGCAUAGAAGAAGAUAAAUCAGGUUUGGGAUACACAAGGAAAAGUUUUUAGUUGGAUCAGUUCAUUGUUGUUUGGUCUUUUCUUAAGAUUUGGUGAUUAAAAAAAUAUAAAAUGGCAUCAGAUUUAUCCUUUUUAAUAUACGUGCCUAUAAAUAUACCAACUGUGUCAUAGAUCCUGUUAAAAUGAGAUUUUACUGUUUGUGGUUGUAGUGCAGUUUGUGCACACUAUGUGACGUUAUUGGUAUGAAAGGAGACGUAAAAUGCAUGUCGUCACUGGAAAAUUGGAUUAGUUAUUAACUGAUACUACUGUUGCAGAAACUGUUACAAUUAGACCAUUAAAGUUAAUGGACUGUAA
Messenger RNA from Micropterus salmoides (largemouth bass), 3145 nucleotides. It is a transcript of the gene idua, whose product is annotated as alpha-L-iduronidase. The record is from RefSeq and is a predicted model, not a curated record. The coding region runs from base 214 to 2115 and encodes 633 amino acids. Gene Ontology annotation, biological process: carbohydrate metabolic process. Lineage: Eukaryota; Metazoa; Chordata; Actinopteri; Centrarchiformes; Centrarchidae. Gene Ontology annotation, molecular function: L-iduronidase activity. The transcript is spliced from 14 exons.